CCCGUUGCCAUGGUGACGCUGCGGCCUAGCUCAGAUUUUGAUGGCAAUGGAGCCUGAGCCUCCUGUUCCUCCUCCUUCGUCCUGCUGCUCCAAGCCGGCCACCGCUGCCGUAGGGCACCUGCAGGGUGUGGAAAAGCAGCUUCAAAAUGAAGGACUUGCAUUUAACAAGGAAACUAUGGAUCACCUUGAAGAUGCUAUUAAAGCCAUUAAAGAACUGGAAGAAGAACGAAAGCAUACGAUUGAAUUGUUGGAAGAGGAGACCAUAAAAAAUUGCAACCUCCGUGUCAGAAUCAAACAAUAUCCAGAGAUUGUCAUAAAAGAGUUUGAAGAACUUGUGGCUGCUGCCCAUCGAUUUCAUUUUCACAAGUUAAGUGAAGUAGAGAUUUCCGUUAGCAAAGCUGUCAGUGCAGUGGAAUCAACGUACUCAAGGCAGGAACUCUCUGAAGAAGAAAAUGUUGUAUUGUGCCAUGAGGAAGCAGAGUUGUGGGUCAAACACCAAGAAAUUAUUGAACUAGUGAACCAACAAUUGUCAGAAAAACAUGCUGUCAAUAUUGAGAUAAAUCAACUUCACAACAUGACAAGAGAAGAAAGGGAAGAAAUUGUCAGACAAGAGAGUGCUAUCCAAGAACUGAAGACAAUAAUGGAGACUGAGGCCAUAGAGUUUAGAGAGAGAAAAACGAUACUAGAUGAACAGGUAAGCCUCCAAGUGGAGGGGGUCCCGGUGGAGGAGGUGGACCACCAGGAGGCGGUGGUGGGGGCGGCGGUGGUGGGAGCAUUCCACCAGGAGGUGGUGGUGGUGGAGGAACUGGGAGGAGAGAUCCCAGAGAGGAUGCAGGUAAAGGGCCCCCAGGAGCACCAGGUGGCAACUUUUGCCGGCCCCUGA
Molecule: messenger RNA, 883 nt
Organism: Sceloporus undulatus (fence lizard)
Lineage: Eukaryota; Metazoa; Chordata; Lepidosauria; Squamata; Phrynosomatidae
Exons: 6
Coding region: 41-883 (280 amino acids)
Source: RefSeq, a predicted model, not a curated record